AUGCACGCUCUCUCUACCCUCGCCAUCUUUGGCCUCUCAUAUGUUACUCAGGCCCACAUGAUCAUGAGAGAGCCGACUCCUUUCGGCGCUUCCAAGCUAGCAAGCGACAAUGGACCUCUCAAACCAGACGGAUCAGACUACCCCUGCAAGGUUGGUUAUGACGCAGAGGGUGCAAGCAACAGCAUGCCCCUUGGCUCAAUGCAACAACUAGCGUUCACCGGAGGUGCCACCCACGGUGGUGGCUCAUGCCAGGUCUCCAUAACUUACGACGAAGCACCAAAUUCAAAAAGCACCUUUAAAGUCAUUCAUUCAAUCAUGGGCGGCUGCCCAGCUCGCAAUACUGCUGGGAACAUAGGAGAAAGUUCCACAUUCCUAGACCCUGACACCUACGCAUUCAAAAUCCCUGAAAAUUUGCCUCCCGGAAACGCCGUCCUAGCCUGGACCUGGUUCAACAAAGUUGGCAACCGUGAGAUGUACAUGAAUUGCGCUCCAGUAAAAUUGGUAGGCUCUGCCAAUAAGAGCGUCAAGGAAUCAAACGGUACUCGAGUCGAUGAGAAGGUUGCCGCUGCCUACGACUCACUCCCAGACAUGUUCGUCGCAAACAUUGGCAAUGGCUGCACUACCAAGGACAACACUGACCUUCAGUUUACCGACCCUGGAGAGAAUGUCGAGGUCAUUGCUAGCAACGCUCUCGCCGGACCAGUGGGAAACUGCGCCAGGUCCUCCAACACACCAGUCAAGAUUAGUCCCGAUGCCAAACCGGCCCCCAAGCCAGACACCAAAUCGGACCCUAAGCCAGAACCCAAACCGGCCCCAGAACCAGACACCAAACCUGACCCUGAAUCUGACGACCAGCCCGAACCUGAGUCAGAUGAUCGUUCAGACUCGAAGUCCAGCUCAAAGUCGGAUCCAAAGCCAGGCGCCUUUUUCUCAACAUCUCAGACUUCGCCUGCAAAGGCACACCCAGAACCAGCCACCUCUCCAGCCAAAACCUCAUCGGCUAGCAACACUGGUGAUGACUAUGAGGAAGAACAUACCGCCAGCUCCGCCUCAGUGGCCGAAAGUUCCAGUUCAAGCGCAACCAAAAAACCAUCAACUGACUUCACACCGUCUAAAGGCUCCCAAGGCAGUGUCUCCAACUCGUCCAAUGCGACACGCGUCGGUUCUGCCUGUGAAACUGAGGGGAAGUGGAAUUGCAUCGACGAAAAGUCUUACCAACAGUGCGCAAGCGGUACUUGGUCAGUUGUUAUGCCCUUGGCUGCUGGAACCAUGUGCGAAAAGGGCGUCAGUGAUGCUAUCAAGGUCAACGCAAUAAAAUCGCGCAACAUUAGAUUUUCCACAUCUCACCUACGGCGUCAUCUUGGUGGCUCGAGAAACUUUUGA
This is a messenger RNA of Blumeria graminis f. sp. triticale, 1383 nucleotides long. Lineage: Eukaryota; Fungi; Ascomycota; Leotiomycetes; Helotiales; Erysiphaceae. The record is from the annotation of a GenBank genome assembly.